Trametes versicolor FP-101664 SS1 is the source of this 2037-nucleotide messenger RNA. RefSeq names its product kinase-like protein. Gene Ontology annotation, cellular component: cytoplasm. Gene Ontology annotation, biological process: protein phosphorylation; intracellular signal transduction. Lineage: Eukaryota; Fungi; Basidiomycota; Agaricomycetes; Polyporales; Polyporaceae. The record is from RefSeq and is a predicted model, not a curated record. Bases 393 to 1730 code for a protein of 445 amino acids. Gene Ontology annotation, molecular function: protein serine/threonine kinase activity; ATP binding. The transcript is spliced from 3 exons.
GCGCGUCCGGCUCGCGCGACAAUUCCACCUCGCCCACGUCCGGGCGCAUACCCCUCCCCUCGCUCUCCCGGCUCUUCCCCUCGCGCGCGCGCUACGGGACAGAGUCCGAGCACCCCAUCACACAUGCGACGAACGUGCGACGUGACUUUGUGCACGUCGAGACGCGGCCCCCAGACGCUUAUCACGCUGGCGAGCAAACCGUAUCACCCGUCGAUAUCGCGCAGGAAGCGUCCACUUCUUCCCAGGCGACGCCUAAACCGGGCCACUGCGAAGAACCGUCGUCAUAUCUGGCCCUGCCAGGGUCGCCGCCUUCCCCUCCCUCCUCCGACUCCGAGGCGACGAACCCGCAUGCCGGCCUUACCCUCACCAGCUCUUCGCUGACGCUGGAGCUGAUGAAACCGCUCGGGACCGGCACGUUCAGCAGUGUAUGGCUCGCGCGCGAUAUCAAGGGGCAGCUGGGAGCGUUGGAGCUUGUCCGGAAGUCUUCGCUCGCAAGAAGCAAGAGCUUCAAGCGGGGCCGCUCACGAGGGAUUGACGGCACGCGGCCGACGCGCAAGAAGGCGGCAAAGGACCGGCAGACGAGCGACGGCAACUCCGUCCUAUCACCAGGGGAGGAGGAUGUCGGGAAGAGGCUCGGUACCUCGAAGACAGGCCGGCUGGUUGCGGUGAAGAUGACGGAGCGUUCCCUGUGCUCCGCAAAUUCGCGUUCCCGGGUGAGCUUUGUGCGGGAGGUUGAAGUGCUGAGGCACAUCGCACAUCCGUCGAUCGUGUCGUACCUGCAUUCUUUCAGCACGCCAUCACACCACUGCCUCGUUUUGGAGCAUAUAAGCGGUGGUGAGCUGCUCGACCUGGUCGAUAAUCCAGAAAGCUUCGCCCGGUUAGACGAACCUCUGGUCCGACGAAUAUGGGGUGAGCUCUGCAAAGCAGUCGCGUGGAUGCACAGUGUUGGACUCGUGCACCGCGACAUCAAGCUUGAGAAUAUCCUCCUAACCGCGGACCCCUUCGCACGCCCCCUCCCUUCAUCAUCACUCAUCAAGCUCACCGACUUUGGCUUAUCGCGCUUUAUCGACCCCGAGCAGCCGCAGCUCUCCACGCUCUGCGGCUCUGAGUCAUACGCGGCGCCCGAACUCGUCAUGGGCCGCACCUACGAUGGCCGCGAGACGGACGCGUGGGCGUGCGGCGUCGUCUUGUACGCGCUAACCACACGCCGAUUGCCGUUCGACCCGCCGUCGCCCAACGGGAUCCCGCACGAGCAGGUCGCGCGCGUCGAGGCUGACUGGGAGAUCCAGCAACGCAAACGUGGCGAGCGCCGUGCGCUGCUCGUCCGUAUCGCGAAGGGCGAAUACUCCUGGCCAGAAAGCGCAACGGGUGGUGACGGUGAGAGGCAAGACGUUCGCGGGGAGGCGCUCGCGCGCAGCGAGGGUGUCCGGCGGAUGGUCGCCCGGCUACUUGUGCGCGACCCGCGCAAGCGCGCCCGGGUCGCGGACCUGUGGGAAGACGAGUGGAUGCGCGGGGAGGGUGCUCCGGCGCCGCCCACUCUACCUCCGGACGAUGCUGUGUCGCUGCCGACUCCAACUUCGGAAGGGCCGCUUGCGCCGCUGUCUUUGCCUGCGGACGACGAUGCGGAGCUGGAUGGGGAUAUCGAUGCGGACGCAGACGUUGAGGACGAAGGCGUCCUCGUUGACGGCGAAGACAUCGGCCCAGGAAGCGUCGCUCGCCAGGAGCACUGAAGACAUCCUCUCUGUGUGCCGGUGCCGCCGUUCUCGUCGUUCCGCUCUGUCUCAGUCUGUCGCACUCGCGCCCCCCAUGCUGGGCUCCACUCUCAAUCUCUCACUCUCUGGGUUUCACGCUGUUCCAUCCACCGUCGCGAUAACGUAUUGUUCUCACUUACCCCUGUUGUCACACUACCUCCCGCACCCCGCCCCUCGCUCGCGCCUAUGCUACUCCUCGCUCUCGUCCGCGCCACAUCCCUCCAUCUCCCCCUUGUGAUGCUACAGCCGCCUGUCAUAUUGGUAUCCCAUCUCCCUGUACACCCCC